Messenger RNA from Phacochoerus africanus (Common warthog), 3090 nucleotides. RefSeq names its product olfactory receptor 6B1-like. Bases 1912 to 3015 code for a protein of 367 amino acids. Gene Ontology annotation, biological process: G protein-coupled receptor signaling pathway. Gene Ontology annotation, cellular component: membrane. The record is from RefSeq and is a predicted model, not a curated record. Gene Ontology annotation, molecular function: G protein-coupled receptor activity; olfactory receptor activity. NCBI's taxonomy places the organism in Eukaryota, Metazoa, Chordata, Mammalia, Artiodactyla, Suidae. The transcript has a single exon.
CUCUGAGCCCACGGGACCAGUCAGGAGCCGUGUCUGCCAGGCCCCUGCCCCAGAGAACCGUCAGGCCCCCCACGACCACGACAGGUGAGCAGAGCAUGGGAUGGGCUGAAACGCAAACCCAGGCCAUCUGUCUCAGCACAGGCGGGGCUGAGGGUGCCCGGGACUGCAUCUGAGGGCAAGCCCCAGCCCUGGGCAGUGAGCCCGGCUGGGCUGUCGGUAGCAGGUUCUGUGUCCUGACUGGCAUCUGUGUGAAGGGAGCAUGUCUGCCGUUUGGGCUUUCUCCUUGUGUCCGAGCCGUGUCCAUCCACGUGCAGAUGUUGUGUGCGUGGGGACCACUGCGUGUCGGGGCGUGGUGUCUGCGUGGACGCCUGCUCGGGGGGCCUGUGGUCUGGGUACGGUGGGGGUGUGGGCGCUGUGAGUGAAUCUGACUGGGGGGACAGUGUGCAGCUCUAGGCUCGUGUCAGCUUUGGGGAGCCCGUGUGCCGACUGGCACACUGAGGUGCAGGGUGGGGACCUUGCCAUCUGUCUUCACGUGUCUGUGUGACAAGGACUCCCGUUCCUGCUGCAGUACCCACUCCCACCCCUCGGGUAAGAUGGAGAAGCAGGGGCUGGGUAAGGACAGAGGUUUGUUCCAAGUCCCAUGGCAGCGGCAGAUCUGAGCAGACACCAGCGGUCGGGGUCACGAGGAGCCAUAGAGCAGCGUGGGGUCGUUCUGCCCAGGCCCUGGCCACACCGGGAGCCAACACACACCACCAGGGUCUGACCAGGCUCCCUCCUGCGGCAUGGCAUCCCUGGGCACCCCGGGAAACCAGGGCAGGUGUGGCCCUCGGAGCUCAACCCCACCCCCGGUGACCCGGUGACGGUCCUGCUGCCACCCUGGGAGGCACGGAGGGGGCAAGUGUCCUGCCCAAGGCACAGGUGGCCAGUGAGAGGGCAGGGUUUAAACCCAAGCGUCUGUCCCAGAGCCCAUACCCUGGAGCUCUGCUGCCUCCUGAAAUCUUUGCAGGAUGAACACUGGAAGGUCUUGCCACCUGGAGCAGGUGCUGAAAGGGGCAGCGCUGAGUCCAAGGUUCCUGUUCUCCAAAUACAGUCUCCACUCCAAGGCCCAGCUUGUUUCAGCAACCAGCUGGGUGGCCCAUCAACGUCAAGGGUGUGGACCCGUUCAGGGCCACGUUCUGAGGCACUUACAGGGCAGAUAAAGAGCUAAAACCCCAGCCACACUCCAAGGGCCUAGACUGGUCUUUGAAUGGCUUUGGAGACCCGGAGGCUCGCAGGGCCGUCUGGAGGGCCGGCUCCCGCAAGGGGGAUUCUGGCAGACGUGGGGCUGGGGACGGGCUGGGCAGCAGGCGAGAGACCUGUAGCUGCGCAGCCAAGCGGCCGGGGGGCUGACGUCUGUCCUCCCGACCCGGCCGGCCAGCCUGAGACAACAAUUUCCUGUAGCUGGGAGGAAGCUGCCACCAGCCUUGCCCCCGCGAGGCCCCUUGACUCUCACUGCAGGGGGCAGGGCUGGGGGCAUCGGCAGAGGGAGGCCCCACCCCCAGGACCUCCCUGUGCAGCUGUGGCCACUCAGCCAGGUGGACAGCAGGAGCUGGCACUUCCCCAUCUGCCCAGGCUCACUCGCCCACUGCUGCUGACCUGGAUGACCUCGGCCCUGGCCACCCCUCAAUCCCCAUGAAGCCUGUUUGCAGGUCCCCAGCUCGGGCCUCUGAGGGGCCCUGCUUGUCUUCCUAGAACCCACAUCUGCUCUCCUGCCACCCAGUGCCCAGUGGGAAACUCGUGGUGCCAUGGCCAGGCCCCGGGCAGCACUGAGGGGGGCAGACGAGGGUCAGGACCCCUCCUCGUGGGGAGCUCAGCCAACACAGCCCCCGCGUCUAACCUGCCACCUGUGUCCCCAGGCAGGGCCAGCACACCAUGUCUCCAGGCACCAACUCCUCGGAGGUGACCGAGUUCAUCCUGGGGGGCUUCCCGGGCUCGCGGGGCCUCCACGGGGGCCUGCUGGGGCUGUUCCUGCCGGCCUACCUGCUGACCGUCACCGAGAACCUGCUCAUCGUGGCCGUGAUCUGCACCAGCCCCCCGCUGCACAAGCCCAUGUACAUCUUCCUGGGCAACCUGUCCUUCCUGGAGGUGGGGUACGUCUCCGUCACGGUGCCCAAGAUGCUGCUCAGCCUGGCGGUGCCCGAAUUCCGCCGCAUCUCCUUCGCGGGCUGCAUGGCGCAGCUAUACUUCUUCCUGGCGCUGGCCUGCACCGAGUGCACGCUCCUGGGCGUCAUGGCCUAUGACCGCUACGUGGCCAUCUGCCGUCCCCUGCGCUACCCGGCCGUCAUGAGCCCCAGCCUCUGCAGCCUCUUGGCCGCAGGUUCCUGGCUCUCGGGCUUCACCGUCUCCAUGGGAAAGGUCUUCUUCAUCUCGCGUCUGGGCUACUGCGGCCCCAACGUCGUGAACCACUUCUUCUGCGACGUGUCCCCCCUGCUGAACCUGGCCUGCUCCGACAUGUCCCUGGCAGAGCUCGUGGACUUCCUCCUGGCACUGCUCAUCCUGCUGGGGCCCCUGCUGCUCACCGUCUCCUCCUACUGCGCCAUCAUCGGCGCCGUGCUGGGCAUCCCCUCCACCGCCGGCCGCCGCAAGGCCUUCUCCACCUGCGCCUCGCACCUGGCCGUGGUGCUCAUCUUCUACUCGGCCUCCCUCUUCAUCUACGCCCGGCCUCGCGCCGUCAGCUCCUUCGGCCUCCACAAGCUGGUGUCCGUGGUCUACACGGUGCUCACGCCCCUGCUCAACCCCAUCAUCUACUGCCUGCGGAACCGGGAGGUCAAGGCGGCCCUGCACAGGGCGGGGCAGAGGGCGGCCGGGGCCCUGGGCACCUCCUCCUGGGAUGCGCUGCGGGCCAGCUCCCGCCCGUCCCCAGGACCGUCCCCAGGACCACCCCCGGGACCCACCCCUGGACCCCUCUCUUUUGCUCCCCCCGCUUGGCACCCGUGCACCAGCUCUGUGGCUGACCGGCCCUGUGCUGACCGAUGACCCCCAACCAGGGCAUUUCAGAGGGUGAGGAGCAUGUGGGGACCGAGGUGUGAGGGGGGAGUGGGGGCAGCUCCG